Closterium sp. NIES-67 is the source of this 2518-nucleotide messenger RNA. NCBI's taxonomy places the organism in Eukaryota, Viridiplantae, Streptophyta, Zygnematophyceae, Desmidiales, Closteriaceae. The record is from the annotation of a GenBank genome assembly.
ACUCCGGAGUCCUGACUUCUCAGAUGCAACCGCAGGCACUGGACCAGCAAAGCUUGUCAGCCGCAUUCCUUUCCUUCGCUCCGUCAACUCCGCAGUCCUCUCAGUCUCUUCCUCUCACCCCUCACCAUUUACACAUAACCAUUGCGCAGCCAUACCCGCACGGCCCGCGUAUCUCCAGUAGACUUGUUGCUUGUGCAUCUGUGCGCCCUUGUCAAACGGUAGAGCUCUCGACAGAAGGUGCGGCAAUCUAGCCUCGCUGAGAGAUAAUCCUGGUGCUCGAUGCUGUGACUUUAGCAGUAGUCGAGUUCGUCUUUUUCGCGAUUAGGUGCAGUUAUGCUUCUAGAGUAUUCCCCCAUAAAGCGACACGUGGUGCAUAGCUAGUCCCACUGCCAGUCUACGGUCUGUCGGGUAACCCUAGCUGCGACCGACGUAUGCCCCCAGCAUGGUUACCGCCUCUACGACUGUUACCCGAGCGGCCCUCCAGAACGCGGAGCGCGUUCUCCGCCAAUGGCACUCCGACACGUCAUCACACGGCGGCGGAAGCGGCGGCAGCAGCCGGCCGUCCUCGCGAAGCAGCACGCGCUCCGCGACCUCGCAGGCUCAAAGCGACACGUCAGCAGCGAGCCUCCGCCUAUGGGAAGGUCCGAACGUCAACGUGGACGCGUAUCUCCAAGCCCUAGAUUCCAUCCAAUCCGUGAUCGACACGUGUGAGUCGGGCAGAUACGGCGGGAGCAGCAGCGAAGCUGCCGAGAUGCUUCAUAGAGCCAAGUGGUUCGCAGCCGCGGCGCGGCCGUGGCUAGAGCAGGGAUUCUGGUACGUCCUUAAAGCGCACUCUAAGCCGCUAGAACCAGAGGCGGUCUACCAAGCCGCAACUAAGAGCAGGACGGGCGGCAGCAGCGGCGGUGGUAGCGUCGGAGGGAGGGGGUCGAAGGGAGGCUCGGAUGGCGGGCCGUACCUGAUGCAGCCCCAAGCUGCGCUGCAGGUUCGGGAGGUGGCUCGGCGGAUGGUGCAGGCUGGCUUGGGCCAGACGUGUCUGGAGACCUACCGAGCGGUCCGGAGGCAGGCCCUGGACAGGACCCUAGAGCAGCUGGCGGCGGGGCAGUUCCGGCCAGAGGACAUGGGUGGCGUGCGGUGGGAGGCGCUGGAGGAGCGCGUGAAGGCGUGGAUGCAGUUCGCCCGGCUGGCCGUGCGCGUCGUGCUGCUGGCUGAGAGGCGGCUCUGCGACUCCGUGUUCCAGGGCCAGGGGAAUCUUUCUGAGAUGUGUUUCCACGAGGUGGCAGCGUCGGCGGUGCGGUUCAUCUUUGCCUUUGCGGAGGCGUUUGCCCUCGACAAGCGCCUGCCGGAGCGGCUCUUCUCCAUGCUGGACCUCUUCGAGAUCAUGAGCAGCAUCCAGGGGGACUUCAACGCCGCAUGCAAAGGUGACGGCCCAUGCACCAGCCUGCGGGACGACUUUGGCCUGGUUGUAACGCGCCUCGGUGUUGCCAUCAGCGCGAUCCUCUCAGAAUUUGAGAACGGCAUCGAGAGGGACAGCUCCGACAUCCCUGCCACGGCCACCAUCCACGGGCUCACCCGCUACGUGGUCAACUACCUCAUUCUGCUCUAUGAGUAUCGAGACUCGCUCACCCGGCUGUUGAAGAAAGGGGAUGACGCUGCUGCAGGGAAGAUCCAUAAGCUGGUUGCUUCAAAGAAGAAGGGAGGGGGAAGUGGGAGGGAUGGGAGUGGGAGGGACGUGGGGAGGAGGGAGAGCAGCUUAGGUACGCCGAGCACGUCGAGCGGGAGUGAGCUGAGUGGGAGUGGGGAGGGGAGUGAGACGGAGGACAGUGAGAGUGAGGAGGAGGAGGCGAGGAGGAGGGAGCAGGCGAGGAGGGAGGCAAGGGAGGGGUUCCGAGGGAAGGGGGUACCGGAGUAUGAGGUGCUGGCGGUGAAGGUGGUGUGGAAGCUGCAGGUGCUGGAGGGCAACCUGCAGGGCAAGGCGCGGCAGUACCGGGACCCCGCACAGGGCGAGGUGUUUCUGCUUAAUAACAUCCACUACAUGGCGAGAAAGGUGAAGGAGUCGGACCUGCGGGUUGUGGUUGGGGACGACUGGGUGCGGCGCCAGGCGGCGCUGGUGCGGCAGCACGCCAGCGAGUACCUUCGCUUCUGCUUCUCCCGCCUCACUUACACGCUCAGAGUCGACCCCUCCACACAGCUGCACAAGAGCACUCUCAAGGAGAAAUUCAAAGCCUUUAAUCUUGUACUAGAAGAGAUCCAUCGCGACCAAACGAGGUGGCUUGUCAAUCCAGGGCCCCUGAGAGACGAGCUACGCCUUGCAGUGAAGCAACGCGUGCUUGCUCCUUACACCGACUUCUAUCUCGCUUAUAAGCACGUUAUGGAGUCCUCGAGACACCCGGGGAAAUACCUUAGGCAUGACCCAGUGGAGGUCAAUGAGAUGAUUUUGGAUCUUUUUGUGGGAUAUCAAGGACACUAGUAGAAGUGUUGUAUAGUGUAUUUAUCCAGGAAAUGCAAGUGAUCCUACAGG